Manihot esculenta (cassava) is the source of this 2199-nucleotide messenger RNA. RefSeq names its product DNAJ protein JJJ1 homolog. Bases 74 to 1891 code for a protein of 605 amino acids. The transcript has 3 exons. Gene Ontology annotation, molecular function: zinc ion binding; nucleic acid binding. The record is from RefSeq and is a predicted model, not a curated record. NCBI's taxonomy places the organism in Eukaryota, Viridiplantae, Streptophyta, Magnoliopsida, Malpighiales, Euphorbiaceae.
UCUCGUAUCCAAACAGAUCUUCUGUUGAGCUCUUAUUCAACCAACCCUAACCAGCAAGGACCCAUCUUCCGUAAUGGCGUCGGAGAAGCGAUGCCACUACGAGGUCCUCGGCCUCUCUCGCGACUGCACCGCAGAGGAAAUCCGCUCUGCAUACAGGAAACUAGCUCUUCAGUGCCACCCCGACAAGCUAAUCCAAUCCGGCUUGAGCCAAGCUGAAGCCACUGCUAAAUUUCAGGAGCUUGCACAGGCUUACGAGGUCCUCUCCGACCCUAAAGAACGCGCCUGGUACGAUUCUCACCGCUCUCAGAUCCUCUUCUCCGAUCCUAAUUCAGCUAACUCGGUCCCUGGCUCUGUCAUCCCUAAUUUAUUUUCUUUCUUCUCUAACACGGUAUAUUCGGGUUACACGGAUACGGGCAAAGGGUUUUACAAGGUGUAUUCGGAUGUUUUUAACAAAAUCUAUGCUAAUGAGAUCAGCUUUUGUAAGAAACUAGGGUUGAGGUUGGAUAGUCUGAGGGAGGCGCCGGUAAUGGGGAAUUUGGCAAGUCCGUAUGGGCAGGUUACAGCGUUUUAUAAUUACUGGUUGGGGUUUUGUACCGUAAUGGAUUUUUGUUGGGUGGAUCAGUACGAUGUGAUGGCCGGACCAAAUCGGAAAUCAAGGAGGGUGAUGGAGGAGGAAAACAAGAAGCUGAGGAAAAAGGCUAGGAGGGAGUAUAAUGAGACGGUGAGGGGACUGGCGGAGUUUGUUAAGAAGAGGGAUAAAAGAGUGAUUGAUAUGAUGGUUAAGAAGAAUGCAGAAUUGGAGAAAAAAAAGGAGGAGGACAGGGAGAGGAAGAAGAAGUUGGAGAGAGAGAAAAUGGAGAGAGCUAGAGCAUAUGAGGAGCCGGAGUGGGCAAAAAUUGAUGAAGAGGAUGUGGAGGAGGUGGAGGGGUUUGAGGAUGAAGGAAAGAGUAAGAAGGGGAAUGAAGGGAAAGAGUUGUAUUGCGUGGUUUGUGGAAAAAAAUUUAAGAGUGAGAAGCAAUGGAAGAAUCACGAACAGUCGAAAAAGCACAAGGAGAAGGUGGCUGAAUUCAGGGAGUCUUUUGGAGACGAAGAAGAAGAGACGGUGGAAGAUUUUGAGGAGGAUGAACAAGAAAACAAUGGGGAAAUUCUUAACAAUGUGGAUGCAGUAGAUGAGAGGUUUAGAGAGGGUUUUAAGAUAAGGGAGGAGGAGAAUGGGGUUGAGAAUCCAGAAUUGUCUGAUGAGGAAGAUGGGUUCUUUGAUGUUGAGGACGGUGACGAGGUUGAAGGAUUUGAUGUGGCAGAUGGGAAUCUUGAUGACGAUGAGGCUGAUGAUGGUGAUGGGGAAAUGAGUGUACUUGAAGCAAUGGUAACUGGGCACAAAAGUAGGAAAAGUAGGGGUUCACGGCACGUGAAUGAGAAUUCUCCCGUGGAAGUUCGUGUUGAGGAUGUGAAUGAGGAGUUGGAAGUUAUGGAAUAUAACAACCGGAAAAGUAGGAGGAGGAGAGGCAAGAAAGAGACGGGUAAGAAUUAUGAGGGCUUGUCUGAAAAGGGUGAUUUUGUUGAAAGAAGUCCAGAUGGUGAAAAUAAUGGAGAUGAUGCCAGGCCAACGGAGGAGUCCCCUUCUCAUUCUUUUGGGGAAGAUGAUGCUGGUAAUGACAACAAUAAUGUGAGAAAGAAUCAUAAAAAUUCAUACCAUCCUGUCAACAAUAAAGGGCCUGCAAAGAAGGAAUCAAAUAACAAAACCAAAAGCCUUUCCAAAGGAAAGAAAGGGAAGGCAGCAGCGAAUAAUUCUGGCAAUGUAUGUGAGAAAUGCGGAGAGGAAUUUGAAUCAAGGAAUAAAUUACAUAAGCAUUUGAGCGACACAGGACAUGCUUCACUAAAAUUCAGAUGAUUUUUUUUAUUAAUAUUUUUCUUUGGGAGGGUGCUUGGGGGGAGAUAGAAGAGGUGGUGAGCUAAUAGUUCAAUAUACACAAAAUAACAAGAACCAGAAGUGAAUACCAGACACAGCCUGUUGAAGGUGCAGGCUUUUUCGUUUUCAAUCUAAAAGCAAGAAAGUGCUUGCACCCUAUUGAGGUGGGAUAUUUAUCAUUGUUUUGUUGCUAAUUGCAAAUUGUAUGUCAAUUUUGAAGAGUUACUAAACUAUCUGCAAAUGAAUUCUUUCAAAUUUUAAGAAACGUUACUUGUAAAAGUUGUCUUUAA